This is a messenger RNA of Hymenoscyphus albidus, 2694 nucleotides long. Lineage: Eukaryota; Fungi; Ascomycota; Leotiomycetes; Helotiales; Helotiaceae. The record is from the annotation of a GenBank genome assembly.
AAAAAAAAAAGCUUACUCACAUACUAAGCCUCCAACCAACACCAAUACCAUCCCAUCCCAAACCAGCCCACACCAACCCAUGCACCAUCUCCCAGGGAUACACAAGAAGCGAACUCCGAUGUAAGAACUUACCUAUCCUAUGUACUCCAGAGUCUAGGUAUGUAUGGAGCGGCUCAUCACACCCCUCUUUUCCUUCUCAACACUAGUAAGAGGACACCAGGAGGGACUGGUAGAGUGGCUUGGAAGAGAAGGGAGGCUUGAGUGAUGUUGGGGUCGGAGUAAGAAAGGUGUGAAAAUCACCGAUUACGGUUCCCUGCGGUACCAUGCGGUGUUAGUGAGAUGAGUCAAUUGAUGGGCUGGCUAUGUAUGGGACGAGGCUUUGGCUGUCGGUCUAUAUAUGAGGAGUCUUUCCUUUUAUGAAUGUGGUUCUAUCUCACUUCCACUUAUCACUUAAUUCAAUACACACACAUACCCUCUCCACUCCUAACAAAACCUCGUUUGAUACAUCUCCCACCAUAACAAACCAUCCAUCCAUCCUCAAAAUAAACAUCCAAACACACCACUCACCAGUAAAUCUCCUCUCCCCCAACCUCCCCAAAAAAAACCCCUACAAAUCCCCACAGCACGCUCCCACCCUCAUGUCUCAACCACACUCCCCAAGAACCACCAAACAACCAACAGACACCACCUCAAUGACCAGCACAUCCACCAUCCACUCCACAGUAAGCCUGCUCAAGGACAAACUCACACAAAAAGACCGCAAAGCCAAGAAGGCAAUGAAAGCCGCCGCCGCACGAUCAACCCUUUCGCAGGAUGGAAAGGUGGUGUCGGAGGAAACCCGAUGGGUCCCAAAGGAUCCGGAUUCCCGUAAGUCGAAGCCGUUACCUGGUUGGAAUGGUAAGAUUCGUUUUCUUUUUGGUGAGAGAGGGUGUGAAAGCUGAUGAGUUGUGUGAAUAGCGAGGGCGAGGACUGCGGAGGCUUAUAUGAUACCUGCGAUGACUCGUUGAUUGAUUGGGGCGCUGGGACAAACAAGUUUGCGAUGAGUUGAUAAUGGAUAUGGGACCACCGAGGCGUUUGGAGUUGGGUGUGAAUAAUAGAAACAAUGGGUGCUUUGUUGUUUGCGGGAAAGGAAAUUGGUAGAGGGGGUUUUGUUCAUGGAGAUAUGCUUGCGUUGGGUUCUAUUCAUUCCAUAUUGCUAGUAAUUAAGCCUGGAUCAAAAACUAUCCUCCAAGUCAUUGCUCAUUCUGACCAUACUAGGACUGUCGAGUUCAUCCGAAUCAUCAAAUCCUGCUCCAGCAGUCGUGAGCAAGUCUUUCACUAUUCUCUGACUGGCUUCUCGCGCUAUUGAAGGUUAGCUUUCGAAUACUUGUACAAUAUAAAGUACUUACCAGGUGUUUGCAGAAGCCUCGAUUGUGGUAGAUUAAAUUGAAUGGUUUUGGGAGGACUCAUGCCAAGUUCUCGAUAUACCCCCUCAGCAUCUUCAUCACUAUCACUUUCCCAACUGAUCUCAUCCUUCUUCGAGAAUUUGGGCAUGACCUCCUUUGCCUUUCCUUUUGCUGGUGUUUGAACACUAACGCCAGGCGUUCUAGGAGCAUUGUAUUGCUUUCUGACUGGAGAACUGAAUAUCUCCGCACGGAGUUGGGGAGCUGCCUCUGGGGGAGAAGACAUGGGCGAUGAUCCAUUGUCUCGCCAUGAUGGUUUUUUGGAGGGUGUUUUGCUUUCUUUUUUAUUCUCUCUUCGGGCUGUAAGUGGUGUAGCUUGAAUUCUAUAGUUCUUGUCGAGAACUCGAUGAAGAAGAGGAUCUUGAUUAAGACGCUGGGUAGCAUUUGAUGGUACGUACUGAGUGGGAUCAAAUGGCGAAGAUUCUGGUGUCAUUGACAUAUCCGGAUUUCUAGAUUGAGCCCCUGGCGUAGUUGGUAGGAUUUGGGUAUCAUCAUCUUGCUCAUAUGAAUCCCCCUUGUAUUCCCGUUUUAAGUCUUCGUAAGGCGAUGACAUAUCUGCCGUUCGUGGAGCGUCGCUAAACAAAGUCUUGGUGUGAGGAGCUCGAGGCGUACUUCCACUCAUAUCACCAUCUUCAAGCAGAGAAUCGUCCACAUAGUGUUGUUGACUUGACUCCUCGUUCAUGGUUUCGUCAGCCGGUCGUGAGGAUUCGGCAUAUGUGCUUGCAUCCUGGUGGGAUUGUGUAUAUGACUGGUCUUCAUCCUCCUCUCGUUCCUCUACCCCAGAUAAAGAGACAUUUGCGCUGGCCUCGAAAAAUUGUUUCCAAAACUACCCCGCGGUUAGCUCUAUCCAAAUUUCCUUCCGACUGGCUGCCAACCUUGGAUCCCUCCCAAACAGCUUUAGAAUGGUCGGCAUAUUGAUCAACAAUAGGCAGAAUACUCGAAGUCACAAUCCUAUGUGCUCUGCUGAAAUUGUGGUCGAUUUCUACUUGUCGUUAGUUGAGGUCUAUUUUGGAGAGGCGCUGGAAAUACCUUGUAGAGUUAGGGUAAUGGAUUGCUCGAGUUUCUCUAGCUCUUCCGUGAGAGUAAGAGGGCGUGCCGAGGACGAACUUGCCCGAGACAUGUUGGUCUUAAUGGUGAGCUGGGAAUUUGAGUCGGAAUGAGGGUGUUUGUAUUUUGAUAUCGAGCGUUAUCGCGACGCGAGGUUGGCGGUGCUUAUCCAGUUGCGUGAAGACCCCUGUAAACUCAACACCUG